Messenger RNA from Ruditapes philippinarum (Manila clam), 1409 nucleotides. Its product is annotated as anoctamin-4-like. NCBI's taxonomy places the organism in Eukaryota, Metazoa, Mollusca, Bivalvia, Venerida, Veneridae. Gene Ontology annotation, molecular function: chloride channel activity; protein dimerization activity. Gene Ontology annotation, biological process: chloride transmembrane transport. The record is from RefSeq and is a predicted model, not a curated record. Gene Ontology annotation, cellular component: plasma membrane.
UGGACAUGGUCAGUGCACCAUUUCGGAUGGAGAGAAUGCACCUGUAUGUCAACUUUAAUGAUCCUACUAACUUCUUCAGACCUUCUCUCAGAUCACUGCUGGUGGAGCAUAUUUUAAUAAAUAUAGAUUUACGCUAUGUUGGAAUGAAGGCCGCCAGUAAAUUUCAACGAAGUGAAGAUGCUCAGCAAGAAAUACUUGAUUUACUUAGGACUUCAUCAAAUUCUGUGGGCAACUGUUGGGGUUGUAUCAAAGAGGAAACAGAACUUGGAGACAUGCAGAAAGUUGGUUUGGACUAUAUGAGGAUGGAAGGGGUGUACACGGACCGGUUCACUUUACACGAGGAGUCCCAUUACGAUCCCGAUGAUAAAGAAAAAUCAAAAAUAGAAAAUCUACCAACGGACCUUGAAACGCUGAAGACUGAUCCCCGGCUUGAUAUGCAAUUAACAUGGACAAAGAUAUACAAGUUUCAACCAUUGUGGAAAAUACGAAACUAUUUUGGAGAGAAAAUUGCUUUCUAUUUUGCGUGGUCAGGAACAUUGGUUACAACAUUAUGGGCACCAAUGAUUUUCGGAAUUGCUGUGUUCAUCUACGGCCUGGUAGAAAGCAUAAAGGAGACAAACAAAACAUCAACUACAACAUCAACAUCAAGUUCUAACUCCACUAUAGCAGACCUGUUCAAGAAUAUCAAAGGAUCAUUUGACAAUGAUGUGACUCCAUUCUUUGCAAUGUUCAUUAGUAUAUGGGGCACAUUAUUUUUAGAAAUUUGGAAAAGAAAGCAAGCCGAAUUGGCUUAUCAGUGGGAUGUAGAACAGUUUGAAGAGACUGAGCCUGACAGACCUGAAUUCUAUGGAACUAAAGUUAGGAAGGAUCCAGUCACGUAUGAAAAUGAUUGGUACUACCCAUCAGCAAGACGGGCAUGGAAAUUGUUUAUAUCUGCAAUGACAUUGCUCUUUAUGGUUAUGUUAGUGCUGGCCAGUGUAAUGGGCGUAAUAGUGUAUCGUGUGGUUGCCACGGUGGACUACUGCCCUGAUUUACCGGACAGUGAAUGUUUGUUUGUGGCAACAAUAGUUUCUUCACUGCUCAACGCUAUAUCUAUUCUUAUACUUGGCAAAGUUUACGACCUUCUUGCGGUCAAACUCACAGACUGGGAAAAUCAUCGAACACAGACUAUGUACAAUGAUGCUCUUAUAAUCAAGUUGUUUGCCUUCCAGUUUGUGAACAACUAUUCCUCAUGCUUCUAUAUUGCAUUCUUCAGAGGGAGAUUUGACAAUUCAGGUAUUUUAGGGUAUGGUAGAGAGUACAAGGACAGUUGUGAAGAAACCUGUAUGUCACAAUUGUCAUUCCAAGUAAUGAUAUUGAUGAUUACUAAACCAAUUCCAAAAAUUCUCAAGGAUCUUGUCAUUCCGUAA